GGUUUGAUGACGUAUUUCCUGUAACAUGGCCGUUAGAGUCAUGAAGAAGACGACUUCCUCUUUCUUCUUCAUUAUACCCACAAAGGUUGCCACGUUCUUAAAUUCUUCGGUAUCCCUACACAAACAAGAUGGGUAGGGAGGACAAGGCAACAUGGAAGUCAAACUACUUCACCAAGCUUGUUCAACUUUUGGAUGACUACCCUAAAUGUUUCAUUGUGGGUGCUGAUAAUGUUGGCUCUAAACAAAUGCAACAAAUUCGUAUGUCUCUUCGUGGGAAUGCUGUCGUAUUAAUGGGAAAAAAUACAAUGAUGAGAAAGGCUAUACGUGGCCACAUUGAACGUAAUGCAGCAUUAGAAAAACUCCUGUCACAUAUUCGUGGCAAUGUUGGCUUCGUUUUCACUCGUGGGGACUUAAUUGAAGUAAGAGACAAACUUUUGGAAAAUAAGGUCAGAGCCCCGGCUAGAGCAGGUGCUAUUGCACCACUGAGCGUUAUUAUCCCUGCUCAAAACACUGGACUUGGACCUGAAAAAACAUCAUUCUUCCAAGCUUUGAGCAUCCCGACUAAAAUUUCCAAGGGUACCAUUGAAAUUGUGAAUGAUGUACACAUUUUGAAACCAGGUGACAAAGUAGGAGCAUCAGAAGCUACUCUUCUGAACAUGUUGAACAUCUCUCCUUUCUCAUAUGGUUUAAUUGUGGAACAAGUUUAUGAUUCUGGUACCAUUUUUGCUCCCGAAAUUCUGGACAUCAAACCAGAAGAUCUUCGCGAGAAAUUCAUGAGUGGAGUUGCAAAUUUGGCAGCAGUAUGUUUAGCUAUUGGCUAUCCUACAGUAGCAAGUGCUCCACACAGCAUCAUCAAUGGAUUCAAGAAUCUGUUAGCUAUUGCUGCUGUAACUGAAAUUGAAUUUGCUCAAGCUGCUACAAUCAAGGAGUACAUCAAAGAUCCAAGCAAAUUCGCUUCGGCUGCGGUUACUGCCGCACCAGUUGCUGCUGCCGCGGAAGCACCAGCCGCUGAAAAGAAGGAAGAAAAGAAAGAAGAUUCAGAAUCCGAAGAUGAAGACAUGGGAUUCGCUUUGUUUGAUUAAAAAAUUACUUGUAUAUCAUUUAUAAACUGGAUCUUAAAAAAACAUGGAACUACUACUGCUAUUACUACUACUUGUAAUAAAACAAUUUUUAUAAUA
Megalopta genalis is the source of this 1178-nucleotide messenger RNA. It is a transcript of the gene RpLP0, whose product is annotated as ribosomal protein LP0. Gene Ontology annotation, biological process: ribosomal large subunit assembly; ribosome biogenesis; cytoplasmic translation. Gene Ontology annotation, molecular function: structural constituent of ribosome; large ribosomal subunit rRNA binding. The record is from RefSeq and is a predicted model, not a curated record. Lineage: Eukaryota; Metazoa; Arthropoda; Insecta; Hymenoptera; Halictidae. Gene Ontology annotation, cellular component: cytosolic large ribosomal subunit.